Molecule: messenger RNA, 3453 nt
Organism: Peniophora sp. CBMAI 1063
Lineage: Eukaryota; Fungi; Basidiomycota; Agaricomycetes; Russulales; Peniophoraceae
Source: the annotation of a GenBank genome assembly
AUGUCCGACGAAGACUUCGUGUUCGUCCAGACCCCUCUCGCUGGUGCAGAUGUCGACGCGUCAAAUGUAUCGUGCAUACCGCUUCGUAGCGACCACCCUUCAAACUUCCUUUUCCUUCAGAGACAAUGGUGCAUAUGGGAGCUGUAUGAUGCAGUGGAUAAGCUCAACACGCAUGAGUGGCCUGAAGUUCAGAACAGUCGUGAUGCACUGCGGUUGCGCUUGGAUGAUGCGUGGCUAGAGCUUCAGGACGUCCAACGUCAAGCCUGGAUAUCACAGGCGCACAAGCUCGAUGCCGCUGUUGUAGAACGUCGCGAGCUGUGUGGACGCGCAUCUGCUUACGGAUUGCCUGACGAAGUGCGAACGGACCGGUAUAUGAGGUCGCCCUUGCGUAGCUUGGAUUCUCUCAUCGCUGCGAUCUGCAUCAUCUCUUCUGCUGCCAUCCUUUUGUGCAACAUCUCCCUGAGUCACUGCCGUUUCUUCCUCAAGAGCAUGCGCAUCCCACUUCGCAUAGCACUUCGACGCUUUGGUGCCGACACGAAAGAAGCGAUGUCCGUCAUCGAAGAUAUCCCCACGGACGCCAGGACCGCCAUCAAGAGGCUCGAUCUGCUGUACGAAUAUCACGUCUAUGUGUGCUGCCCGUCAUGCUACGCAGUCUACGCCGACCGAGGACCCGACUCAUAUCCUGAGUUCUGCACCAAUACUCCGACGGGAGGCGCAGCGUGUUUGCACAAUUUGACACGCCAACGGGCGAUCGGCGGAAAACUCUACACGCAGCCUGUGCGUCGCUUUGUGAUGCAUGACUUGAAGGAGUGGCUCGGGCAUUUCCUUUGCCGACCGGGGGUUCAGCGAUCUCUCAUGCAGACACCUCGCCGCAAGAAGAAGAUGCGCGACGUCUGGGACGCUCCUCAACUUUCUGCCUUCAAGGGACUUGACGGAUCUCAGUUCCUCAGGGUUACGCAGGGAGAAACUCGCCUGAUCUUCGCGCUCAACGUCGAUGGAUUCAACCCUUUCCAAAUGAAGGAGGCAGGACGCAAAGCCACUGUCACGGCAAUGUACCUCAUAUGUCUCAACCUGCCACCGCAUAUGCGCUACAAGGUCGAGAACAUGUUCCUCAUAGGCAUCAUACCCGGCCCUAAGGAUCCGAGUAAGGAACAGUUCAACCCCGUACUCGCUCUUCUCGUUCGAGACCUGUUGCCGUUCUGGUUGAAGGGCGUCUUCUUCACCCGCACACCAUUGCAUGAUGCCGGUCUACUCGUUCGGCUGGCACUGUUCCUUGUCGUCUGUGAUAGCCCAGCCGGACGGGACGUAUCUGGCUUUGCUAGACACAACCACACACAUUUCUGUCCAUACUGUGAGCUUCUAUAUCAGCAACGCAACAACCUCGACACUUCGACCUGGAUUCCACGCUCCCUGGAGAAGCAUCGCAACCUCGCCGAGGAGUGGAGAUCUGGUGGUCCCGAUGAACGCGACGAUAUCUACGAUGACCAUGGUAUUCGUUGGUCUGCGCUCUUAGAGCUGCCCUACUUUGAUCCCCUGCGCUGCACGGUCAUCGACAUGAUGCAUGUUCUAUUCCUCGGCAAUCUCAAACGUCUCUGCCGGCACUAUUGGAACAUGUCAGCAAGCCUCGAAGACGGAGACGGAACCGGCGGUGGCACCGCUUCUCUUCCACGAAACGAGAGGAUGUUGGAUGAGAUCUGGCGGCAUGUACGCGCAUCCCCGAAAGAGAAACUCGACGAAUUCACACUCAACGACCUGCGUGGCUUGGUCUCACGAAAGAACGUCCCGAUGCCGAUGACUAUGGGACCGCGAGCCAGUCAUAAAGUGACAUUCAUAGACGCUCUUGUCUUAUACCGCAUCGAACAGGGAUGGUUCAACGCCGACGACGUGCUCUUGCAACCUCCCGAGCCGUCCAUGCUUCCUCAUGACCCGCUGCAGAUAAUCGAGCUAGACGCGCAUCCGGCCGAGAUCGACGCGCUGCAAGAGCUUUUUCUUUGUGCUCCCGAUUCUCAGAUCUUCUACACCUUUACUGUGAAGGUCUUGCGCGCCUUCCUUGUUUGGAAGAUGGGCCUCUCCCCAGACGAGUACGGCGCCAAAUCAGAACGGGUCACUCUGUCAAAGUUGCGUAGUAAGAAACCUCUAGUCAAGAGGAUCGUCGAAUUGCGACAUCGAGCCGGUUACUCCGAUGCUGUGGGCUUUAUCAGACAUCCGGACCCCGAGCGUUAUACGAAGGCAUUGGCAAGAUUACCUGGCAACGGCCGGUCUGCGAUACUCGGAAAGAAUCGUCUUGCAGAGGUCUGGAGCGACAUGGACCGUACAGUCAUACCCACCUGGGUCGGGCACGCGCCUCAUAGGUUCGGUGACAAGCAACAUCGCAAGGCCGGUGCGGACGACUACAGGAUCUUCGUGACGAUCAACCUCGUGAUCACAAUGAUUCGCCUCUGGGGACCACUUCAUCCAGGCUCUCGUGAACGCGCACUUCUCAAUAACCUCAUGGAUCUCGUCUCUGCUACCAAUCUAGCGUCAUCUCGAGUGAUUGAUGAUGAGUGCGUUGAGAAAUACCACGAAUCGAUGCUUGCCUGGCUUCAGGGACUUGUCACUCUGUUCCCCGGCGUCCUGAUCGAGUCACAGCAGCAUCUCUCUCUCCAUCUUUCCUACUUCCUGCUGUCAUUGGGGCCGACUCAUGCAUGGCGCUGUUUUGUGUUCGAACGCUGGAACUACCUACUGCAACAGAUCAACACAAAUAACCAAUUUGGCUCGCUCGAGCGCACACUCUUCGAUCGCUUCAUCCAGAAUCAGCUAUUGCGAGCCAUGAUUCUGGACGGGGGCCUUGCGCCUGAACUUCAAGAGUUCAAGCCCAUCUUCGAGGAGUGCUUCGAGUCGGAUAAGCGCGGCACGCUAUUGAGCGACAUACUGGCCUUAGCACCCGAAGAGGACGAAACCGCCGCCUGCAUCCUCUCUCGCAAUCCGCGCGUCACCCGAGAAGACCUUGAUCCGUCAACUAUCCAGCAACUGUCUGAGGUUGUACGUUCCGCUGGAGACACGUUUUCGCUCCGGUGUGUCAAGCUCAUGCGUUCGGCGACGGUCGGCACUACCGCAUACUCCGUCAACUCGCCAGAUUGCUAUGUCGCUAUAGGCUCAUUAUCAGGCGAAUGGCGUCUUGCCCGAAUUGUUCAGGCUCUGUCGUACUCAUUUGCGAACAACGUCCCCACCUCUGUCCCUCGGCAGUACGUGGUUGUCCGAUUCUUCGCGUCGCUUACGGAGGAGGACCGCGCCUACGACUGGUAUCGCGAGUGGCCCUUGCACGCUGGACAGCUGCAUUACGCUGAAAUAGAAGAGGACUUCUAUGUGAUACCUGCGCGUGACAUUAUCUGCCAUUGCUGCGUCACGGAAUGGGAGCAAUGGUUCGGUGUCCCCAGGCCAGUGGUACAUGCCCUGCCUAUGAAGAGGGAAUGA